This is a messenger RNA of Linum tenue, 423 nucleotides long. The record is from the annotation of a GenBank genome assembly. Lineage: Eukaryota; Viridiplantae; Streptophyta; Magnoliopsida; Malpighiales; Linaceae.
AUGGCAGUGGUUGAGCGAAUUACAGAUGCCAUUGGAGGAUUUGGGUUGUCAGAUCUCUUCCCUUCCCUUAAAUUCAUCCACGUCGUUACUGGCUAUCGAGCCAAGCUCAUGGAACUUCAUAAGAGAGCGGAUUUCGUGCUUGAGGAGAUCAUCCAUCAACACAGAGCCAAAGCAGAUAGAAAAUGUAAACCUCAUAAUGAUGAUGAUGAUGAUGAUGAUGAAGAAAUAGAGGACAUUGUUGACAUUCUACUCACUAUUCAACGGACCGAAGACCUCCCACUUCCCUUAACAACUGACGGCAUCAAAGCCGUCAUUCUUGAUGUUUUCGCUGGUGGUAUGGAUACAUCAGCGAGCACAACUGAGUGGACUAUGUCUAAGUUGGUUCAAAAUCCGAAUGUUUUACGACUAGCACAAGAAGAAGUG